Molecule: messenger RNA, 1202 nt
Organism: Spea bombifrons (plains spadefoot toad)
Lineage: Eukaryota; Metazoa; Chordata; Amphibia; Anura; Pelobatidae
Product: TRAF family member-associated NF-kappa-B activator-like
Exons: 5
Coding region: 85-906 (273 amino acids)
Biological process (GO): canonical NF-kappaB signal transduction
Source: RefSeq, a predicted model, not a curated record
AACUUCCCCAGACAUAAAUCUUACUCUUAACCGAGGCAAACCUCGUACAGUUAAAGGAUACAGGAGGAGCACACAGGCUUACAAAUGGAAGAGGCUUUCUUAUCUCUUUAUCAAGAAUUCCAAGUGUUGCAAUCUAUAUGUACAAGGCAGGCAAAACUUCUGCGCAUGUUGCUGGCAAAAAAGGAAAUUAUCAGUGAUGUUCCCAUUUCAAAGCCCAUCCAGUGCAGUGAUGUAGAUGAGUCUUCAUCCAAAAAAGGUGCAUUCUUUAACCUCAAUGCAAAGGAAAAUGAGUUUACUGAGGCUUUGAAAUCAAGGACAAAUGACUUCCCUACGCCUAAACUGUUAAAGCCCUCAGAGGAUUCUGCCGUCUUGGAGCCUUGUGUACCAUUCCCUUCUAUCAAAAAAAAUCAUAGUUUACCAAGCAGUGAGAAUGAAAAAGUGGAGCUUGCUGUAGACUUCUCUAAGUUAAAGUAUGGCGAUGAUAAACGGAAAAGCAAGACUGACCUUGAAUUAUUUAUCAAAAACUACACACCGCAAUUCCAAAAUGCGAUUGCCACUGGAGACGAAAGCAUUUGUGGUCCUACCACAAUAGAUGUUGAUUUUCUUUUUGGAAUCAAAGCAGAUCAGAACUUCAGUCUUUGCAAUUCCUACGAGGACCUGUGUUAUCUUCAUUCAAAAGAUAUAUCAUUUGGAGAAUGUUUAGCACCUGAAAACAGAAGCUCUACUGCAGUAAGAGGCCCAGCUCAGUCAUCGUGGACACCUGGCUGCCUGUCUGGAGAAUACCAUAUACCAAAUUCAGAUGUUGGUCUUAGUUCUCAAAUAUGUGAAUUUUGCCAGGCUAUAUUUCCAGCUGGUACUGCAACCGAAGGAGAUUACUUAAGACAUCUUAUGGGACAUGUGGAGUGAAUGUCAAGAUCACUUAUCAAACUGAGAAAGCGCUACACAAGGACAACACGAUCAAUAAAUGAGUAAUUCCAAACUAUUUGUGGAAAUAUUUUUUUUAAGAUUGUUAAAAAUAUAUGUAGCGUUACAUGGAAAAUAGAUUACAAAUCCAAUGCACUAAACUAACCAAACUAAUAUUGUAUAUGUAAUUAUUUACAAUAAAACCAUGUUAUCGUUUUGUGUUGAUAAAAUAAGCCCCUGGACAUACUUAGUCACCUACUAUAAAUUUGAAAUGUAUUGAUACUGACAUGCCAGCAGAA